Molecule: messenger RNA, 20641 nt
Organism: Pelmatolapia mariae (spotted tilapia)
Lineage: Eukaryota; Metazoa; Chordata; Actinopteri; Cichliformes; Cichlidae
Gene: fat3a
Product: FAT atypical cadherin 3a
Exons: 32
Coding region: 159-14528 (4789 amino acids)
Biological process (GO): homophilic cell-cell adhesion
Cellular component (GO): plasma membrane; catenin complex
Molecular function (GO): calcium ion binding; cadherin binding
Source: RefSeq, a predicted model, not a curated record
GUUAAUCCACCAUUUUGCUUUUUACCAUGGAGCGUGAUGUCACGGGAGGGGGCAUGACCACCGAGAUGGCAUUUUAGCAGACCAAAAAAAGGUCUAAAGGAGUGAAAGCACACGGAUAGCACCAGCAAUGGUACGACCUUGCUGUGUUGUCAAUUGUAAUGUUAGAUCGGGAAGGGAAUAAGUUGGAAAAGGGGCUCUAUUUUUAUUGUUUCCCCAACUGGAAGCAACGUGAAGGAGCUCAUGUAUCAGAUGUUACUAAAAGAAGGUGUCUAGCCUGGACAGCAGCUGUGAGACGAGCUGAUAUCCAGUUUUGUACCAUCCACAGAUAUCUGUUGGUGUGCUCCAGACAUUUUCAUUCAGGUUGCGCUCUGCCCGUGCAUCUCUGCACACGCCCCGGCCUCGUCGUGAACGCGCGGCUCGCGGAGCAGCAUCAGCAGAGCGGGGGCGCGGAUCAGAUCGAAGCGGACAUUCUGCAGUCAUUGUUGGAGGAUCGUGCAGAGUUGGACGGACUUUCGUACCGAGGUCUUCUGCAGCGUGUCCGGUCUGCUUCAGCAUGGAGUUAUGAUGGAAUGGAUAUGAAUAUGAGCCAGUGGGAAGGCAUUCGAGCCCCUCUUCUCCGCCUGGCCUUGCUGCUGCUGUUGGUAUUCUUGAAGUCACCACUCUGCAACGGUCAGAAGACCCAUGGGGCUCCUCAAGAUGAAUCUCACUUCAGCUUCACUCAGCCUGUCUACCAUGCCACAAUUUAUGAAAACUCAGCAGCACGCACCUAUGCCAACAGUAAAAUUAAAAUGGGCAUCCACCUCGCCCAGCACUCCUGGGAGAUCCGCUACAGAAUCACCUCAGGUGACGAUGAAGGUUUUUUCAAGGCAGAGGAGUAUGUACUCGGAGACUUCUGUUUCUUACGCAUAAGGACUAAAGGUGGUAAUGCCGCCAUCUUGAACCGAGAGAUUCAGGAUAAUUAUGUAUUGACAGUGAAAGCUUCUGUCAAGGGAGAGGCUCUUCUUGAGACCUGGACUAAAGUCAGUAUUCAGGUUUUGGAUAUGAAUGACCUCCGGCCCUUGUUCUCUCCUACCACAUACUCCGUCACCAUAGCAGAGAGCACCCCUCUCAGAACUAGUAUAGCACAAGUUACUGCCACAGAUGCAGAUAUCGGUUCCAAUGGAGAGUUUUACUAUUUUUUCAAGGAAAAAACUGAACUGUUUGCUGUACACCCAACUAGUGGAGUGGUUACUCUCAGUGGAAGGCUUAAUGUUGAUGAGCAGAACCGUUAUGACUUAGAAAUUCUAGCGGUGGACCGUGGCAUGAAGCUUUAUGGAAAUAAUGGUAUCAGCAGCACAGCCAAACUUUUUGUCCAUGUAGAGCAUAUAAAUGAACAUGCUCCACUCAUGAAUGUCCUCACCCACAGCCCCUCAUGGCUGGAUAAAAAUCUUGUGUAUGCAGUGGUUACUGUUGAGGACCAAGAUGAAGGCUUAAAUGGAGAAAUAGAUUCCUUGGUCAUUGUAGGAGGAGAUCCCUCAGAGCAGUUUUUUGUUGACAGAACUAAAGAAGGAGAGUUUGCUAUUAAAGCCUUUGAGUCAAUAAGUCAAACGUACCCUUAUGGCUGUAAUCUUAGCUUGCAGGCUAAAGACAGGGGCACCCCACAGAAGUUAUCUGCUGUUGAAGUCAUCCAAAUCAAGGUCGAAAAACAUCAAAAUUCAGAUGCUAAAUUUAUGCAAGAGUUGUAUGAUGUCAGUUUAAAUGAAAUUUCACCUCCAGGUACACUUGUAGUGGCUGUUAAAAUCACACCAGAGCCUGAUGAUGCAGAAUAUAUCUUAACAACCUCUGCGGAUUCAUCUUUUUUUCAAAUGAAUACCCUAACGGGUGUAAUCUCUACUGCUCGCUGGUUCACUCAGGUGUUCCAGGAUGUCUUUAAUCUUGAAGUAAUGGAAAUGGAUAGUAAUCUCAAAGUUAAAGUGAGGGUAACCAUUGAGGAUGCCAAUGAUCACACACCAACAUUUGCUCAGUCCUCUUAUGAGGUUUUUGUUAAUGAAAGUGUACCAGUUGCAACCAGUGUAUUAACAGUUUCUGCAGUUGAUAAAGAUAAAGGUGAAAAUGGAUACAUAACUUACAGCAUUUCCAGUCUUCAGCCAUUACCCUUUAAAAUCAAUCAGUUUUCUGGUGUUAUAAGCACCACUGAAGAGCUGGAUUUUGAAUCCUCAUCAGAAAGCUUUAUGUUCAUAGUCAGAGCAUCUGACUGGGGGUCUCCUUACAGACGAGAAAGUGAAGUCAAUGUAACAAUCCAUCUAGAAAAUGUAAAUGAUAAUCAGCCAUUGUUUGAGAAGGUAGCAUGCCAGGGGAUUAUUCCUGAGGAUUUUCCAGUAAAUGAAGUUAUUACUACAAUGUCUGCAAUUGAUAUAGAUGAAUUAGAGUUAGUGAAAUAUAAGAUCAUUUCAGGUAACGAACAGGGGUACUUUGACCUCAACCCAGAUUCAGGGGUUCUUGCACUGCAGCAUUCUCUCUCAAGAGCCCAUCCAAAGAGUGGUUUAUUUAGUUUAAAAAUAACUGCCACUGAUGGUGAGAGCUUUUCUGAUCCUAUGUUUGUCAAUAUCUCAGUUGUUUAUGGAAAAUCUUCUUCCAAACGUUUCACAUGUAAAGAAACAAAUGUGGCUCAAAAAUUAGCUGAAAAGUUACUGAAAAAGUCCAAAGCUAGCAAUAAACCUAAAAUUGAGGAAGGUUUUAUUGACCUUUUUUCUGUGAAUCGGCAGACACCCCAGUUUGACAAAACAUUUCCCACAGAUAUUACUGUGCAGGAAGACCUUAAGGUAGGCUCAAGUGUUUUCAAGGUGAAUGCCUAUGAUGGGGACACAGGUUUCAAUGGUCAAAUUCUAUACUCUAUUUCAGAUGGAAAUAUUGAUAACUGUUUUACCAUUGACAUACAGACGGGACUUAUCAGUGUGUUCCUACACAUGGACAGAGAAAAAAGCGAUCGCUAUCUCCUCAACUUAACUCUCUAUGACCUUGGCCUUCCACAGAAAAGUUCCUGGCGGUUGCUUACUGUCUAUAUAAAAGAUGCAAAUGAUAAUGCACCCCAAUUUUUGCAAGAAGGAGGCUUUAGAAUUGUCAUACCUGAAAACAUAGCCAUAGGUACUGACGUCAUCCAGGUUGAGGCCAUUGACAAAGAUCUUGGGCCCAAUGGCGAGAUUGUAUACUCUCUUUUGACAAGCACCACUCAGUUUGGUAUCAAUUCCACUAGUGGGAUACUAUAUGUUGCUGGCCAACUAGACAGGGAGUUUGUCUCUACGUUUAACCUAAAAAUUGAGGCUCGGGACAAAGCGGAGAAAGGAAGCCAGAAGUUUUCUGUGACCACACUGAAAAUCAUUUUGGAGGAUGUAAAUGACUGUCCUCCACUAUUUAUCCCUGCUGUGUACAGAACCAGGGUUCUGGAGGAUCUCCCAGUAGGAACAGUUGUAGCCUGGUUAGAAACUCUGGAUCCAGAUUUGGGGUUGGGAGGCCAGGUUCGGUACUCCCUAGCCAGUGAUUAUAAUGGAUGGUUUGAAGUAGACAGGGCAAAUGGAGUUAUUCGACUCACAAAGGAGCUGGACUAUGAGACACAGCAGUUCUACAACCUUACUGUAAAGGCCAAAGACAAAGGAAGGCCUGUUUCUCUUCUUUCUGUUACCUUUGUGGAGGUGGAGGUUGUAGAUGUGAAUGAAAACCUCUAUGCCCCAUACUUUUCUGAUUUUGCUUUGACUGGAUUAGUUAAAGAAAAUGCCCGGAUUGGAACCACUCUACUCCAGGUCACAGCUAAUGAUGAUGAUGCUGGCAGAGAUGGAGAAGUUCAGUACUCCAUUCGAGAUGGGAGUGGGCUUGGAAGAUUUGCCAUAGAUGAAGAGACAGGCGUGAUCUACACCACUGAUAUGUUGGACCGAGAGAGCAAGGACUCCUAUUGGCUAACAGUUUAUGCCACCGACCACGGUGUGGUUCCCCAGUUCACCAGUAUUGACGUAUUUAUCCAUGUGGAGGAUGUUAAUGACAACGCCCCGUUGACUUCUGAACCUCUGUACCGAACCUCAGUGCCUGAGAAUUCUCCACGUGAUGUUUCUGUAAUCCAGAUCGAGGCUCAAGAUCCUGAUGCCACACUCUCCACUACUGCUGAGAGGCUCAACUACCGCAUUAUUAGUGGAAACCCACAGAAUUUCUUCACCAUCAAUACCCGCACUGGUCUGAUCACCACAACCUCCAGGAAACUGGACCGUGAACAACAAACAGAGCAUAUUUUAGAGGUGUUGGUGUCAGAUGGUGGCCCUAAUCCCAAGCAAAGUACUGUUUGGGUGAUCGUUCAAGUCCUGGAUGAAAACGACAACAAGCCCAUAUUUCCUGAGAAGGUGUAUCAAGUCAAACUUCCAGAGAGGGAGCGUAGAAAGAAGGGAGAACCAAUCUAUAGGGUGUUUGCCUAUGACCGUGAUGAUGGACCAAACUGUGACCUCUCCUACAGCAUUGUGGAUGGCAAUGAGGAUGGGAAGUUCUUCAUCGACCCCAAGACAGCAGUGGUAUCUUCACGCAAGGCCUUCAGUGCAGGGAGCUACGACAUCCUGACUAUCAAAGCAACAGACAAUGGGCGUCCUCAGAAAUCCUCCACAGCGCGACUGCACAUCGAAUGGAUCCGCCGACCACCUGGUCUCACUCUACCGCUGAUUUUUGAUGAACCAUUCUACAAUUUCACUGUGAUGGAGAAUGACAGGGUGGCUGAGAUUGUGGGUGUGGUAUCUGUGCAGCAGAGCUCCACCCCUUUGUGGUUUGACAUCACAGGUCCCAGGUCUUUCCGUGAGAUGUUCUAUAUUCUGCAGAGCACUUGUGGCAGGAACUGUUCCUCAGAAGGUGGGAACAGUGACAGUGUGUUUGAUGUAGCGAAGACUGUGGGCACCAUCAUCAUUGCCAAACCUCUUGAUGCUGAACAGUGCUCCUUCUACAACAUGACAGUGCAGGCUACAGAUGGCACCAACACUGCAUAUACCCAGAUUCACAUUACUGUUAUGGACAGCAAUGACAAUGCUCCCAUCUUCUUCCAACCAACUUAUGAUGUCGUUGUUUCUGAAGAUACACCACCUGACACUGAAGUGGUCCAGGUUCAGGCAUCUGACCGCGAUAAGCAUCACCAGUUGACCUACUCUCUGCAGAGUUCCAUAGACCCAAACAGCAUGGGUCUGUUCCGCAUUCAUCCCACCCAGGGCACUAUUUACACUACUCAGAGGCUUGACCAUGAGGCCUGUGCACGACACAUUCUCACUGUGACUGUAAAGGAUCAAGAAUUCCCAUACAGAAAAGAUUUGGUCCGUGUACUAAUAGAAGUGGAAGAUGUAAAUGACCACGUACCCAUUUUUACCAGUGCUCUGUAUGAAGGCUCAGUAUAUGAGUCAGCAGCAGUGGGAUCAGCUGUAGUCCAGGUGACUGCCCUAGACAAAGAUAAAGGCGAGAAUGCAGAGCUACACUACUCUAUUGAAGCAGGCAACAGUGGAAAUACAUUCCAAGUUGAGCCAGUUUUGGGUGUCAUCACUGUUGCGCAUGAGCUGGACUUAUCCAGCAUAGGCCAUUAUAUUCUCAAUGUCAGAGUAAUUGACAGUGGCUCCCCCCCACUUUCCACUACCACAAUAGUGCGGAUUGCUGUCACUCUAUCUGAUAAUGCUGGUCCAAAGUUCCCUCAACCUGAGUACCAGACUGAAAUCAUGGAGAAUGCAUUGGUUGGGACCUCUGUCAGUACAGUCAGUGCUGUCAGCCAGUCCACCCUCAAUUAUGACAUCAAGCAGGGCAAUACUGAUCAUGUUUUUCAGAUAAAUCAGUAUAGUGGAGUGAUUACUACUCAAAAAUCGCUUGACUAUGAGACUACAACUUCUUACACACUGAUAGUCCAGGCUAUUAACAUGGCUGGCAUGGCCUCCAAUGCUACUCUGUUAAUCCAGGUAGUGGAUGAUAAUGACAACCCACCAGUGUUCCAGGAGCUUCACUACCAUGGGAGUAUUAGUGAGGCAGCACCAAUUAACAGUGUAGUCUUAAACUUAGAUGGUUCACCUCUAGUAAUAAAAGCCACUGAUGCUGACCGUAACCAAAAUGCACUGCUGGUAUACCAGAUUAUUGAAGACACAGCAAAAAUGUUCUUCACUGUGGACUCAGGAACUGGCUCCAUCAGAACCAUUGCUAAUUUAGAUUAUGAGACCUUUACUAUCUUUCAUUUCCACGUACAUGUGAGAGACAACGGAACGCCACAGUUGACAGCAGAAAGUCCAACUGAGGUCACAAUACAAGUGAUUGACACAAAUGAUUCCCCACCUCGCUUCACCCAGAGUUCUUAUGAAACAGUCCUGUUACUCCCCACUUAUGUUGGAGUUGAAGCACUUCAGGUUUCAGCUACAGACCCUGACAAAGACAUCACUACAGAGCUUAUAUACUCUCUGACUGAUGGAGAACUGCAGCACUUUGCCAUCAAACCUUCAAGUGGAAUUAUUGUAGUCAAAAACAACAACUUUUCCAAAGAGCGCUUCCGCUUCAGUGUCAGAGUUUCAGAUGGUAAAUUCUCUAGCAUGGCUUUGGUGACUAUACUUGUCAGAGAAGCUCUAGACUCUGGUCUCAGCUUCACCCACAGUAUUUACUCUUCAUCUAUUAAAGAGAAUGUAUUGAAUAUCACAAAGGUAGCUGUGGUCAAUGCUAUUGGAAACCGUCUGAAUGAACCACUAAAGUACAACUUGUUGAAUGCUGGUACACAUUUCAAAAUUCGCCCAACAUCUGGAGUCAUCGAGACCACAGGUAUAGCAUUUGACCGUGAAGAGCAAGAGUUCUAUGAACUGGUGGUUGAGGCAAGAAAGGAGCAUGACCCUCUACAUGUGGCUAGAGUUGUAGUUAGAGUCCAAGUUGAAGACAUAAAUGAUAAUGCCCCUGUGUUUGUUGGACUUCCUUAUUAUGCAGCUGUUCAAGUAGAAGCUGAACCAGGAUCACCCAUUUUCAGAGUCAUGGCUGUAGAUGGUGACAAAGGAAUUAAUGGACAAGUAUCUUACUAUCUCAAAGAUGACCAUGGUCAUUUUGAAAUCAACAGGCAGACAGGUAGUCUCAGCCUCAAGAGGUCUUUUGAGUCUGAUUUGUCCAAUGUGGAAUACCGAAUGGUGAUAUAUGCCAGAGACAGUGGUUAUCCACCCUUUUCAUCUACAAUAGAGUUUCCCAUCACUGUAGUCAACAAAGCCAUGCCUGUUUUUGCCAAAUCAUUUUAUACUGUUGCAGUGAAUGAGGAUGUAGCUGUGCACACACCUAUCCUUGGCAUCAAUGCCUCAAGCCCUGAAGGACAAAGCAUCAUCUACACAAUUGUUGAUGGAGAUCCAUCCCUACAGUUUGACAUUGGUUUUGAUACCGGAGUCAUAAGUGUCAUCCAUGCUUUGGAUUUUGAGGCAACAUCAUCUUACCACCUGACUGUUAGAGCCACGGACUAUCUUACUGGUGCCCAUGCUGAGGUUGAUGUAGAUGUGUUUGUCCAGGAUGUCAACGAUAAUCCACCUAUCUUCCAGAAAAUGACCUACAGGGUAGUUUUAUCUGAAACAGCCAUGAUUGGAACGCCAGCACUCCAAGUAGUUGCCACAGACAAAGAUUCAGAGAAAAACAAUGUUGUCCGCUACCAGAUCUUCUCGAAUUCACGUAAUAAUACAGAGUACUUUCAUAUUGACAGUAGCAGUGGAUUAAUCCUGACAGCUCGUAUGCUAGACCAUGAACUACUCCAAAAAUAUGACUUUAUUGUCAGGGCAACUGAUAAUGGUUUUCCACCACUGAGUAGUGAAGUGUCUGUGACAGUCAUGUUGAAUGACAUAAAUGACAAUCCUCCAGUUUUCAACCAGCUGCUCUAUGAGGCAUAUGUAAAUGAGUUGGCAACAAGGGGUCACUUUAUAACCUGUGUCCAGGCAUCUGAUGCAGACAGCUCAGAUUUUGACAAGUUGGAGUACAGUAUUUUAUCCGGAAAUGAAAAAAGGAAUUUUGCAAUAGAAAAAAAGACAGGGAUAAUCACACUGUCCAGCCACCGUAAGCAAAGAACAGAGCCUGCCUAUAGUCUCAAUGUUUCAGUAUCUGAUGGGGUGUUCACCAGCACUGCACAGGUUCAUGUAAAAGUGUGGAGGGCCAAUCUGCAUAGUCCAGUGUUUGGACAGAAUAUGUAUGAGGCGGAGCUAAGAGAGAAUGCUGCUGUGGGAACCAAAGUUAUACAGGUCAAGGCAACAGAUGCAGACCCAGGAGAGUUUGGGCUCAUAACUUAUUCCUUUGUGAAUGAUGUUGGUAAGGACAAGUUUAGCAUCGAUGCAAAUGGUCAGAUCUACACCACAGAAAAACUUGAUCGUGAGGAUCCAGCUAACAGAGACAUUGUUCUCACAGUGGCGGCCCAAGAUUUAGGUGGACGAGUCUCUUACUGUACAGUACAAGUUACUCUAUUGGACGAUAAUGAUAAUGCACCUUGUUUCCGUGCCACAGAGUAUCGAGCUUCAGUGAAAUCUGAUGUGGCUCAAGGUUUUUUGGUGACACAGAUUCAGGCCCAUGAUCCUGAUCAUGGCAUUAAUGCUAAAGUGACAUAUUCACUUUACAGUGAGGCAAAUGUACCAGUGGUAGACAUUUUGGAGAUAGACCCGGACAAUGGAUGGAUGGUGACUAAAGGCAGUUUCAGCCAUUUCAGAAACUCUGUAUUAUCUUUCUUUGUGAAGGCUGUUGAUGGAGGAAAUCCAGUCAGACACUCUCUAGUGUCUGUCUAUAUCCAUGUUCUUUCUCCAGAGACUUUUAUUCCAUCCUUUAGCCAAUAUCAUUAUUUAUUCAAUACACCAGAGAACACUCCUAUUGGUUCAGUCAUAGGAACAGUUCACCUCAACACUCCUCUUGAAUUUACAUCACUCUCUACUACUUUUGCCCUGGUUAAUGGAGAGGCUGGUGAAAACAACCAAGAUGGUGUGUUUGUGGUGGAAAAGCAUACUGGAGUGAUCAAACUUGAUAAGCCUUUGGACUACGAGGUGAUUAAAGGAUACUACUUCAAAGUCACUGCCACGGCACAACAGGCUAAGCUUGAUUCGGUGAGUUGUGUUGAAGUUGAAGUCAAGGUAUUGGAUUUGAAUGACAACAAACCAGUUUUUGAGGCCAACUCAUAUGAUACCACCAUUAUGGAAGGAAUGCCAGUUGGAACCAGAAUCAUUCAAGUUCAAGCAAGAGACCCAGAUUCUGGAGCAAAUGGCCAGGUAACAUAUAAACUUGGUUCAUCAAUCCAGUUAAAAGAGGAUUCAGACACACUGGUCAGCACUUUUAGCAUUGACAGCAAUACUGGUUGGAUCACUACACGCAAAGACCUGGAUCAUGAAACUAGCCCCUCGUACACUUUUACAGUGGUGGCCUCAGACCUUGGGGAGACCCUGACUCUUUCCAGUACAACCACUGUCACAGUUUCAUUGUCAGACAUCAAUGACAACCCUCCCAGGUUCAUGGAGAACCACAUCUUUGGUUCUGUUCAGGAGAGUGACCGCCCAGGAGAGGUUGUGGCUGUGCUGAUAACUAGAGAUGAUGAUAGCUCUGCCUUCAACCGUCAAGUCAGCUAUCACAUCACUGGUGGGAACUAUCGUGGUGUAUUUGCCCUGGGUCUGGUCCAGGGUGAGUGGAAGAUGUAUGUAAAGGGCCCACUCGACAGGGAAGAAUGCAACCUAUACAACAUCAACGUCACAGCUAGUGAUGGAUUGUUUGUUUCCCAGGCAACAGUAGAAGUGACAGUGGUAGACACCAAUGACAACAGCCCAAUCUGUGACAAGGUUAUGUAUACUGCCUACAUUCCAGAGGACCUCCCAGUCACCAGUGUUUUGUUGAGGGUUGGAGCUACAGAUGCUGAUAUGGGUAUCAGUGCUUGGAUUCAGUACUCUCUACAUGGUCCUGGAUCCCAAGACUUCACUAUUGACCCAGACAGUGGUGAGAUCAAGUCAUCUGUGCCUCUGGACCGUGAGAUGACACCUAGUUAUCAACUGGUUGCCCAGGCUACUGACGGUGGUGGGCGGUGGUGCCGUGCUGUGGUGUAUCUGACAGUAAUUGAUGUGAAUGACAAUCCACCUAUUUUCACCCAGUCUCAGUACACCACCAGCGUCUAUGAAGACACAGUCACCAAAGCCCUACUUACACGUAUCCAGGCCAUAGACCCUGAUGAAGGUCCGGGGCGUAUGGUGAUCUAUUCCCUGACUGACUCUGCAGGAGGAUUUUUCUCUAUCGACAAAUACUCAGGCAUCGUGGUCCUGGAACGAGUUCUUGACCGUGAAAUCCAGCCAUUUUAUCAGAUAACAGUUUGUGCAUCUGAUCAAGGUUCACCACUCCCGCUUUACUCACUGGUCAAUGUCACAAUUACUGUCCUGGACAUCAAUGACAAUCCACCUGUGUUUGAGCGACGUGAUCAGUUGGCAUCUGUGCCAGAAGAUGUGGGAGUAGGUACUGAAGUUCUGAGGGUUUACGCUGCCAGCAAGGACAUCGGGACUAAUGCUGAGAUUACUUACAGUAUCCGAUCAGGGAAUGAGCACGGAAAGUUCCACAUUCAUCCACUGACUGGUGCCAUUUUAGUUGCCCAGCCUCUUGAUUAUGAGACCUGCAGAGAUUACUUCCUGACAGUAGAGGCUCGUGAUGGUGGCACGCCCUCUUUGAGUGCCAUUACUACUGUGAACAUAGACCUAACAGAUGUAAAUGACAAUCCACCCAUGUUUAGCCGCAGUGUCUACACUGCAGUGGUGUCAGAGGAUGCCACUGUUGGCGAGCCUGUUGUUCAGCUGAAAGCAGAUGAUGUGGACAGUCAGCUGAAUGGAGCCGUCCUCUACUCCAUUGUCAGUGGAGACAGACACAACCAGUUCCUCAUUGACCCACUCAGUGGAGUAAUCAAGGUCAACAAGCAACUGGACCGUGAGACUGUUCCCAGCUACUCACUUGCCAUAAGAGCUUUGGAUAGUGGAACCCCUCCCAUGUCCUCCACUGUGAUGGUAAACAUAGACAUUUCUGACAUCAAUGAUAAUCCACCCACCUUUUCACCGGCCAACCUCUCUGCUGUCAUACAGGAAAACAAGCCAAUUGGUACCAGUAUCCUGCAGUUGUCAGUCAUUGAUGAGGACUCCUCUCAAAAUGGCCCACCCUUCGACUUCCGUAUCUUAUUGGGAAAUGAAGGGAGGGAGUUUGUGUUGGAAAAAGAUGGGACACUAGUAGCCAAUCAAGUAUUCAGAAGGGACCUGGCAACAGAAUAUGUAAUUCAGAUACAGGUGACAGAUUCGGGGAAGCCUCCUUUGUCAUCCUCCUCCAUACUCACAAUCAGGGUGAUUGAGGAGAGCCUCCAUCGACCAGUAGCAGUACCACUGGACAUUCAUAUUGUUACUAUGGAGGAUGAAUUUCCUGGUGGUGUGAUUGGUCAGCUGCAUGCCACCGAUGCUGACCCUUAUGAUGUUUUGACUUUUGGUCACGCUCCUUCAGCUCAGCGUAGUCUCUUUAAGAUUAGUCCUCAUGAUGGAAAGAUCAUAGCCCUGGGUGGUUUGGAUGCAGGCAGGUACUUUCUUAAUGCUAGUGUCAGUGAUGGCCGCUUUGCUGUUCCUGUACCCGUAAGUGUGCAUGUGGAGCAGGCAACACCAGACAUGUUGCGUGAAGCAGUGACAGUGCGUUUUGAGAGAGUGGCACCACAAGACUUUGUGGCGUUGUACUUGAAAAGCAUGUUAAAUGUGCUCCAGCAGUCUGCUGCUACUCAACAGCAGGACUCACUGCAUUUGCUAAGUUUGCAGCCAGUUGGAGGGACGCAACAGCUGGAUAUGCUCAUCACCAUGGAAAAAGCAGGUGGUGGAUACUAUAAGGCAGCCUACCUCACCCAAAAACUAAGUGCAUCACGGCGAAACCUGGAGGAAGUGCUUAGAGUGUCAGCUAUCCUGGAUAAGAACUGUUCUGGAUUAGACUGUCGUGGGGCUCAGUGCGAACAGAGCAUUGUCUUGGAUUCACACAAUCUCGCUACAUAUAGUAACCCACGGGUCAGCUUUGUCUCACCUCGCUUUCACCGGACCUCACGCUGUACAUGCAAUGAUGACAGCUGUUCUGUCCUGUCAGAACAAUGCGAGGACCAACCCUGUCCACCAGACAUGCAGUGUGUUUCAAUAGAGGCCAAUAGAGGGCGUUAUGCAUGCCAGUGUCCACAAGGCAAACUUGGAGAGUGUGCAGGACAUUCAUCUUUGAGUUUCUCAGGUAACAGCUACAUCAAGUACAGACUCUCUGGCCAGCUGCAAACAGAGUUGAAACUGAACCUGAGGAUCAGAACACUGCAGAGCCAAGGAAUUAUCAUGUACACACACACUGAGCCCUGCACUGUGCUUAAGUUGGAGGAUGGGAAGCUGUGGUUCCAGUUGGCUUGUGGCCUUGGUGGAAAUGAUGACAGCCCUGACAUGCUGGGCAUCUCGGGUCGUCGUAUCAAUGAUGGGAGCUGGCACACAAUGGCACUUGAACUGAAUCGCAACUUCAGCAGCUUGGCACUUGAUGACAGCUAUGUUGAACGACGCCGUGGAUCAUCAUUUGCACAGAGACUGCCUACAACUAUCUUCUUUGGAGCACUGGUGCAGCCCCCAAACUCUCGUAGCCUCAUGGAAUCCCAGAAGGACCCCCGGGUGCUUUAUGGAUUCCAAGGUUGCCUGGACUCUGUAAUGCUGAACAACAAUGAGCUCCCAUUGCAGAACAAACGUUCGCAGUAUGCAGAGGUGGUGGGACUGACAGAGCUGAAACUGGGCUGCAUUCUCUACCCUGAUGCAUGUCUGCAGCAGCCAUGUCACAACGGAGCUACUUGUACAAGUCUACCCGCCGGUGGGUUCUCAUGCAGUUGUAAACCCCAGUACACUGGGGGGCACUGUGAGAUGGAGAUAACAGCAUGUGUUCCCAACCCAUGUCAUAACAGCGGUGUGUGUAAGCCCAUUGGCAAUGCAUUUCUUUGCAGCUGCAGGAGAGGCUUCAGGGGCCUGACUUGUGAGGAAGAUGUGAACGAAUGUGACCGCAGGAAUCCAGAGGGGGAGUGUGAGAAUGGUGGCACCUGCAUCAACACUCACGGCUCCUUCUACUGUAACUGCACGGCAGGCUUUGUGGGUCAGCGCUGUGGCCUGAGGCCUGUUGUUGUCCCCGACAUGCAGGCUGGUCACGCUGUGGUUGGUAGGGAGGAGCUUAUUGGCAUUGCUGUCGUACUUUUUGUCAUCAUCACCCUCAUCAUCCUCUUCAUUGCAUUCCGCAAGAAGGUCUUCCAGAAAAACUACUCGCGGAACAAUCUAUCUCUGGUGCAGGACCCAGCCACUGCAGCACUCCUUAACAAGGCCAAUGGUGUUCAGUUUAAGACCUUACACUGCACCUCAGGAGACCCUCUCAACCUGUACUCAGAGCCAGGUGUGGAGUCUGCGAUGUUGGGAGGGGGUGGGAUGAUGGGACCUCCACAGGUCCCUGUGAGACCCAUGGCAUACACGCCCUGUUUCCAAGGAGACCCACGUUCCACGCUAGAGAAGAUGGCAGAUGGACGCAGUGUGGAACAUACAGAGAUGAGUACCUUUCACCCUGAGUCACCAAGGAUCCUUUCAGGAACCACUAGGAGAGGGGUGGUGGUGUGCAGCGUGGCCCCCAACCUUCCACCAGUGUCACCAUGUCGCUCAGACUGUGACUCCAUAUGCAAGAGCCCAUGGGAUAAUGAUGAGUGUAAGGUGGACGACAUGGCAGAAGAAGUAACAUGUUUCUCAGGAAGCAACAAAGGCAGUAACUCAGAGGUCCAGUCACUGAGCUCCUUUCAGUCUGAUUCUUGUGAUGACAAUGCCUCCAUAGUGACCGUCAUUCGACUGGUAAAUGAUGCAGUCGACACAAUCGAAAGUGAAGUGUCAGAUAUGGACCAAGGUCAAACCUUCAAUAGAGCAUAUCACUGGGAUACAUCAGACUGGAUGCCAAGCCCGAGGCUCUCAGACAUUGAAGAGGUGCCAGGCUACGAGGCAAGUCAUGGAAACGAAGUAGCAGGCUCGACCCCUUGCCUUAGCGAAAGUACUCGAGAACUGGAGUCAGAUUACUAUCUAGGGGGCUAUGACAUCGACAGUGACUAUCUCCCUCCCCACGAAGAAGAGUUCCUUAAUCAAGACCAACUGCCACCUCCACUGCCCACAGGUGAGGAUUAUACUGAGCCCUAUGCACCAUUUUCUACCAAUACACCACUUUCCAAGGAGAGCACACUGAGCACAAGACAUCAGCAUGCCAGACCAUAUUUCCACCCUAGCCAGUACCUACCUCCCCAUCAAAUACCCACUGGGGAGGCGCCAAAUGAAAUUUUUAGCUCUUCAUUGAGUGGGCGAACACCAGGAAAUGGGGACACUGAUGACUCUGUGUCCCGAAGUAUCCGACUGUCCGUUGGUGCAUCAUCAGCCUCAGACAUGUCAACCCCCUGUGGGCUGGACGACUCUGAACAUGGCAGUGACUUUGACAGUAUGGAUGAGCUUCAUCGGGGGGUGACCAUCAUCACGGACUCACAGCAACAGACUGAGGUGUGAUUAGCUAUACAGCACAAGAGUACCAACCAGUGGGAGCAUAGCAGUUGUGCAGAUAGAAGAUGCAAAGGAUUCUGUUAUGUCUGGGCAAGGUAAACUUCUUCAGCAGUACUAGGUACUGCUACAACUAUAUACAUUAACACUCAUUUUUAAAAAAUCACCAUUUCACCUCACUGAACAGUGACCAACAGAAUAACAAUAUUAACUGGAUUGUCAGUUCUAACCCCACUGUGUAGACCAGUUAGGAAUGAUUUUCCUACUGUAAUAGGAAUUUACUUGGAAUAUGAAAAGAAUGGGAUAGAGAAUGUGAACAUGAAAGAAUGAUUAUGGAUGUGGUAGACAGAUUUAAAACAAACAAAAAAACUAAAGGGACAAUGAUUUAAGUGACACAUUUGUAUGUUUUUUUGGUCCUUCGCAGAAGCCCAUCGGACAAUUUUUUUCUAUUUAAAAAAAUAAAAUAAAAUAAAAAAAAUGUAAAUUUUCCUCCAUGCUUUGUAAACUUUGUAGUGUGCUGAACUGUACAGACUGUAAAGUAUUUUGACCUCACUGGUGAAAAGUAUGAAAACAUACUUUAAAAGCCGUUUUUGUUUCAAUGUAAAAUGUGCCCAUCCACACCUCACCUGUAUGCUCCCUGCUCCAAAUCUUUAAAAGACAAUUACAUUUCAAACUUUCUCUUUCCUUAGCUUGAAAAUUAAAUUUUUCAUCAUUUUUUUAAAAUUCUGUUGUGUGUGGAUGCCAAAAGCUGCUGUAGUUGUUAAUGUAUGAUAAAAAUCUAUUAUAAUAAAUUGUACUAAAAAUUGAUAUUGAAAUGUUAUGCAUACAUAAGAUAAAGAAUUUAUGUUCAAUUUUUAAAUAGAAUGGGUAUCCUGGGAUUGAUAUUUAAUUUUCACCCAGUAUUGUUUUAUUAUAAGGAUAACAUGCUUACCACCUUCACUGACUAUUGUGUUCUGUUCAUAGUUAUGGUCAUCUUGUGUUUUAUAAUUUCAUUAGUUUUAUUCACAUUUGUAUAACCUCUGCCUUCGGUUCCCUCAAGUACUUUCAGGUCAGUUCAAUUUUGAGGUACUCAUACGUUUUAUUGAGAAAUGGAGGAGAAUAUUUCCCUACAUUUUUAGAACUGGUUUGGAUCAAAGGUGCUGAGAAAAAAGAUUCCACGCACCUCCACUUUCUUUAAUUUUGUGUGCAACACAUUCUAAAUUCUAUCCUCAUGCUAAGAUGUACAUUCAGAUUAAAUAUAAAAUAAAACAAAUACAACCUGAGUAAACACAAAAUAUUAACUUUUGACUUUUAACCUCUUCAAAUAUCUUAAAGAAACUAAAUUUUGCACAACUCUUUUUUUCGUUUUUUUUUUUUUAAACUGUGAACAUAUCUUGAUGAUAUCUUAUGGGUUUUUGUUGUUGUUGUUGUUGUUUGUUUAGGUUUUUUUGUACAACUAUUUUGGGGCCGCAAUGUUGAUGGUAUAGGCAAAAAUUGCUCUUUGUUAUGAAAAUAGUUCUCACAUCCAUAAUGUGUCCCACAAAUCCUUUAAUAUUUUACCAGGAUGCCCUCGUGUGUGGAGGAUUAGUCGUCUUCUACAUUUGAAGUGUAGCUACAGUCUAGUCUCUGAGUCUGUAUCUGGGCCAUCCCAGAGCAUUUUAUAAUGCUUCUCAGACAAAUAAAUUUUCUUACUCCUCUCUUUUAGAAUCCCAAGUCUGGUUCUGAUGAAACCCUGUGUUUCUGAAAGUGGUCUGUGUAGGUGAUUGAAGAUAGGUGGCAGUAAUUGGUUAUGAAUGUGUCUAGUUCUACAGCAUCCAAUCAAUGCAAAUACAAAAAAGCAAUCAGUGUUUUUUAGUCAUAACUGAAGGCUAAAUACUGCUUCACAUAGGGUCAAUUGGUAGGUUUUACAUUACAUAAUUGCUUCCGCACAUACAAAUGUCAUUCCAUUUUAGUUGUCUUACUCAGGUUUUCUUGCUAGAAUUUUUUCAGGAUGUAGCACAACAGAACCAAGCAACCAAAACAGAACCAAGAAGGGAGUCAAGACUAUCAUGCAACACUAGUUUAAUUCAUUCACUAUAAAGGUAGGUCACAUUAGUUGAAUGCUUUAUACAGCAUUACUCAUUCACCCAUACAAGCAUCUUCUUUCUAUGCUUUUUCUACUUUUUCUGUCUAACAUUCACAUGUAUUCAUGCUCUGAUGGAUGCAUUCAAGAGCAACUUGGGGUUAUUGAAAUAAAAAAUAAAAUUAUGUGCCCUAUUGGCCAAUAAAACACAAAAAAUAAACAAUUGGUUUAAAAUAAUAAUAAUAAUAAUACUUCAAUCAAAUUGUCAACAGAAAGCUUCAGGCCCAGACUCACAGGAAUGCCCCAAUCAGGAUUUGAACCUGGAACCUUCUUUUUUUUUUUCUUUUUUUUUUUUGCCUGUCCCGUUUGGCUCUUUUGCCAUCAGAAUUAUUGUCUAAAGGCGAAGAAAGAUGCCCAACGGAUUUACUUUACCAAAUUGACCAUCCCAGCCUUGCCGUAAUGGUCCAUUUGAUUCACCUUUUAUUGUUUAUUUUAUUUUCACUUGCUGAAUACGGGACAGACUUGACUGGGGGAAAGAAAGGGGAGAAAGAAAGAGGGAAAGAAAAACAGCUGAGAAGAGGGACGGGGAAAAAGGGCAAAAAACAAAAACCAACAGAAUAAGCAGACAAAAAAUACAUAUAUCGAUCACCUGGAUCACCUGUUGAGAAAGAAAAAAGAAAACAAGCAGAAGAAAACGAGAGCAAUAGAAUAAACAACAUCACAAUGAUAUAUGGGAAUAUGACAGUAAAUACUAAAUAUUAAACAUUAUUGUGCAGCACGUAAGAUCGACAGCGCACAGUGUGCUUUGAGGUAGGAGCCAAAAAGGGUGUAGUUUGUGUGUGUGAUCACCCGUGUGUACACCUGUGAGCAUGGACGCGCUUGUUUUUUAAAAGGUUCCUUCAUGUAAUGAUCUGCUAGAGGGUGUGGGGGGCCACAGCCCCAUUCUCCAGGGCAUGACGCAGGUAUGGAGGAGAUCAAAACUCCAGACAUCCAGAGGCCCCCAGAACACAAGAGACCAAGGAAGACCAACAGAGGGGCCACUAUCCCAGAAAGAGCUGAGGAGAGUCCCAGAUGAGGGGUCACUCAGCAGCCGCGGAGCAGAAGCCAGGGGGGGUUGCAGUGACGUGCCCGUGAGCUCCGCCGGCAACCAGCUGUGCCAGAGUGACUGAGCCCCAGGCCGAGAGGCCGAGGGCACCCCAUCCCCGAAGGGGCCCGAGCGAGCCCCAGGCUCCAGGCCCCGAUAAGCAGCCACCAAGGAGUGAGCCGGUGUGUACCUGGACGCCCAUCCCCGGACACAAAGAACCACCAACGUACCGAUGUCUGAGGGCGUCCGCCACCGGCAGGGGAAGUGGUGGGGGGAGAUAGGCCUCCAAACCUUGGAGGGCCUCAGAUGUCCCCAGAGAGGUGGCGUCUGAUACCCAACCUGACAUAUAGACACAGACAUACAGGCACACACAGAUACAAACAUCCAUUCCCACCCUCAUGCUCUCAUAAGCAAUUACUCCACACUUAACCAACGUGGAGACAGAUAUAAAGAGACGCUGUACACACAAUCACACUCCCCAAGCGUACUCUAAGAACCGGGUCUAGGUACCCUUGUCCCUGGAGGGGGAAACUGCACCCAGACCCAGGUGGUGUUACCCUUUUCCCUGCGGUGGGGAGAAGCAGACCGCCCCGACUCCGCAGCAGCAGGGAGGCCCCACAUUCCAGAACCUGGAACCUUCUUGCUGUGAGGUGAUAGUGGACCUCAGGAGAGCAGGUCAUCCACUAAUUACUAAUAAGGUUAUCUUUGUCACUACAUCCCAAAGUAAUGCUCGUCUGAAUCCCAAGUUGCUCUCUGGGUUAGGGAGUGUAAAUGUGUGUGAUAGAAAGCUCCUAGGUGUAGAAAAAAGUGUUUGCAUGAAUGAGUGUGAAAUGAAUGAGGCAUGUUGUAUAAAGUGCUUUGAAUGAUCAAGUAGCGUGUUGUAAGAACCACUCCAUUCAAUGUGCUGCUAUAUUUAAAAUCUCAUGUCCAUGUCAUUGUCCAUGUCUGUAUGACCUCUGUUCCUUAUCUGCAUUGUAUAGUUCUGUGUAAAAGUCUUCUGAAAAAGCCCCUUUCCUGAUGUCAUGAUUGGGGUGUUUUUUGUUGUUUGUUUUUUUUAAGGAUGAAGUAGGUCUUUGUGUUGUUGUUGUUGUUGUUUUUUAACCUUUUUUUUCUUUCUUGGAACUCUUCCAUUUUUGUCCAGUCUCUUUCUUAUUGUUGAAUCAUGAACUCAAGUGAUGCCUGGGUUCUUUUGUGACCUGGAGGAAUUGUUGACGUGCACUUGGGCGGAGUGGUGAACCUUCCAACAAGUUGCCAGCCUACCAAAAUCAGUCCAAGUUUUCUCCAUUUGUUGAUAAUGAAUCUCACUAUUCACUUUGUAACCCUUUACAGACUGAUGCCAAUGCCUUUGUUUUUCAUCUUUUCUAGAGCUUCUUUCUGGCAUGAUGUUUUGCUUCAUGAUACCAUUUAUCGUACUUCACUUUAUCAGACACAUUCUAUUUAAGUGACUUCUUGAUUCAAGAGGUCUGGCAGUAAUCAGGCUUUGCCGUGGCUAGUGAAACUGAACUCAGCUUUCCAAUUCAUAUGGUUUGUCAAAGUUAAUAAAUGGUUCAAAAAGGAGUAAUUACUUUUUCACACAGGGCUGUGCCAGUUUGGAUAUUGUUUUCUCUCAAAGUCAUCAUUUAAAAAUUACAUUUUGUAUUUACUCAGGUUAUCUUUGUGUAAAUUUAAAAUUUAGUAGCUGGGAUUGACUCCAGCCCCACUGGAACCCUGAUACAGAAGAGCACGGAUGGAUGGAUGGAUCUUAAACAUGUAAAUGUGACAAAUAUGCAAAAAAAAAAAAAAAAAUCAGAAGGGAAAAAAAUACUUUUUCACAGCACUUUUUGAGCACACCUAUUCUCCUAUUUCGCUGUUCAGAGAUUCCACAGGAUUCCUCAAAGUUCAACAGGUGCCUGUCUCUGCAAGAACCAUUCAGCUCAGCAGUCUCACAGACCCACUUGAAAAUGGUCACCAUUGUCCCAUUAAAAGUAUAUAUGACAUCCCAGGUAAAGUUUCACACAAGAUUCCCUAAGCUCCCUAAGCUUCCCUGAGUUGUUUUGCACUGGAUGAAUGGAACUGGAGCCUCGUCACCUCGUCUCUCUAUAUACUGAACUGUAUAUAGCAGAGAUGACAACAAAGUUUACUUUGACCAUCUUUUUCUCUUAUUUAACAAACACUGGUCAAUCUGUGAUCCUUCUGACGAUAUAUGUCAAAUUUAACCCAUAAAUUCUAUGUAGAAUGAUUUGCAAAGUAUAUAUAAUAAAACAAAGUAUGAAUGUAUGUUUAAAAGUGGCUUAUUCACUAAAGCCUUAGUCAGUAAGGCUAAAAAAGUGCCAUAUAAAUGCCAGUCUAUUAGUAAUACUUCAAACAUUCUUGAAAAAUAAUGGCAGAUUAUUAUAUAGUAAAAAUUAGUCUUGCAUUUGCCUGUAUAAUAGUUUCGAAAUAGUUUCUAAAUGCAGUGCCAUAUGCUGAAGUUUUACUAUAGUAAAAGACAUAACCUGUCUAGUUAAAACCUUUAAAAAAUUGAACUGAAUAAUGCAAAGCUUCAGGGAGUAGACAUGUUUUAAGGCAUUGCAAGUGUUAUUUUGUAGCAUCUGCACCAUAUCUAAAGAGACAAGUUAGAUCCUUAUCCAGGUUUACUAUAUCCUCAAAAAUAUUUGGCUGCUUCAUCUCACCAGUGUACUGUACUAUUGUGUGUCUGAUCCUGUAAACCAGGCAGCUCCUUUCCUUUGUAAAAGAUGCAAAUGUGUUUUGAAAUUUGUACAGUGUACAGAGCUAGACGAAAUUCUGCCUAGAUGAACUGUCUUUGUGUUUUUCAUGUGCUAUUUGGAUGGAUGUGGAGAGUUUAAAAUUUCAGUUAACUCCAUUGCACAUCUGCCACUGAUUGCGUGGUCAGUGCUAUUUUUACUCUUUAACCACUACUUUUAAGGUCCACAUGAAUGCAAAAUCAAAUUUAAUAGGUUUUGGACAGUAUUCUGUUUAUUCCAUUCCAACAUAUGUUCUUGCUUUUGAUAAAAGAUG